ACGUGAUUUAGCAUGGCUGACAGCGAUGAAGAUCGCAUCCCCUCCCCUCCAGCAAAUGGAACAGAUUCUAACGGUCCCAGGAUCGUAACCAUAACAAAAACUUCGACAGGUUUUGGAUUUAACGUCAGAGGCCAAAUCAGUGAAGGUGGUGUUCUCAAAUCUAUAAAUGGAGUUUUGUAUGCUCCCCUCCAACAUGUCAGUGCUGUGCUGGAAGGGGGCGCUGCCCAGAAAGCUGGUAUUCGCAAAGGCGAUCGUAUUCUUGAAGUGUAAGUAACGGCAGCAUUGAUCACACUUAUCAGUAAACGUUUCGUCCAAAUCACAACUUACACUACUUACAGGAAUAAAAAAGUCUUUUAAAAACAUAUUCUCUGCUAUGCAGUUCAGUCGUCAGUGUAAAUAUGCAGCUGAUCAGUGAUCAUUGUUGAUCAUGUGUGUGUGAGUUGAGUGAGAGUGUGACUAUCAUCUUUUUCUUCUUCUUAUAUUUGAGGGGCCCACGAUCAAUUUGUUAUCAUUCUGGCUCCUGGUUUAAAUUCAGAGUUUGCCUUCUCUUAGAUGGGUUGCCGUCCAAGGCUAACGAGUCCCAUCCACCUGGAGUGCUUGAGAUGUUGGCUUUGGUGGGGAUUGAACUCCACACCACCAGCUAUUUGAAGUAUUUGGUUUGAUACAGUUUAGACCGCUCGGCCACCCAGCAUUUUGGGAUCUUUUAUCAAACUAUAUAAAAUAGCAUGGGCUAUGGCCAUAUAAUACAUGGCUUUAUACAUAAUAAAUUAUCAGUAUCAAUCAUGUCCAUUUAAUCACCUUAUAGGGAGUUCACAGACCUGUAGGCAAAUGCAAACAUAUCCAAAAAUUAUGAGGCUAGGACAAUUUAAUUGGUGAGAAAAUGUGUUAAAAUUUAUUUUUUGUCAUGUGUGUCAUUUUGGGAUUCCCCUCAAUUGUUUAGGGUGAGAUUACUCUUGGCAAAGAUCCAUGCCGCUAACUGCACUUUUACUGAAUAUCCAGCACAUUACCCCAGCUGGUGGUCUGGAGUUCAAUCCCCACCAAAGCCAAUAUCUCAAGCACCCCGGGUGGAUAGGACUCAUUAGCCUUAGACGGCAACUCAUCUAGGAAUUCAAACCAGGAGCCAGAAUGAUCAAGAAAUUGAUCUGGGGGGCCUCAAAUAUAAUAAGAAGAAGAUAACUCAUUUCAAAAUUUUUAAACUGAAUGUUAUGAUUCUUCAAGCAUACACUAAAUCUAACAUGUAAUUUGGUUAGACACACAAUUGUUAAGACAUCUACAUUAUACCAGGGGUCUCAAAUGUCUAUGAGGUCCAGAUAAGAACUUUUAAAGUAACCCGAUGGCCUCAACAUCAGGUUUUUUUGUUUUUUUUUAAAUGAUAAAAAGUAAAUAAACAACAUAAUAAGAACAUAGUGCUGUACAAAUUUUAUUUAAUCAUUUAUAAAAUAAUGUGUAAUGUGGAUGUAAUUAUCAUAUUAGUUUUAUUUUUUGGUCAGUUUUUGUUCAAAUUACUUAGCUGGCAGCAUUUUGCACCAACAUAGACCUCAAUUUUAGGCUUAAAUUUAUGAGAAGAAACCAAUAUCAGUGUUGCUUGCAAAUGUUCAUCAUUUAAUUAUGACCUUAGCACAGACUUUUUAAGCUUCAUGGACGAGAAAAAUUGUUCAAAAACCAUAUAUGCUUGCUAAAAAUUGGAAGAAUUCUUGUAGCAGCUGUGAGUAACCUCGGAAACCUCUCCCGUGAAAGGAAUGUGUAGAAUUCUCGAAUCCCCACUUUUGCAUAUUUUUUGCUUAAAGAUACUAUCACACUGAAGUACCACCAACUCUAUUUGCAAUUCCCCUGCAACAUUGUCAUUGUCCACAGCAAAUGGCAUUGAAAAAAGUUGAAAUAUGCAGCCUGAAAGUAAUCAAAGUGCUCUUCAAACUGUUGAAGUAAGAUAGAAAACAAAUCAAUAUAUUCUUCUAAGCUUUUUGGUUAAACUUUUCCUAAGAAAUUCAGAGAACGAAAUUGGCCCAAUUGCCCUCACCCAGCUGCUUCAUCCAUUAAUAUAGUUAAACUUUGUGUAAGUUCACUCUGUCAAACAUCUAUCUGUGUUUUAACCUUUUUUUUUACCUUGAAGCUUCAAGUUCAAUGCAUUCAAGUGAUCCGUAAUAUCUGUUAAAAAACCUAGGUUGCGUUGAAAAAUAGAAUCAGUCAGCAAAGGAACUGAUUUAUUUUUAUUUUUCAUGAAUGAAGCGAUUUCAUCUCUAAGUGCAAAUAACCGCUUUAAAACAUAUCCACAACUCAGCCAUCUAACUUCAGUGUGAUAAAGAAGUGCGCCAUACUCAGAAUCCAUACUUGAAUGAAAUGAUGUGCACUGCCUGUGAUUCAGCCCCUCAGAACUUUAUAGACUUUAACUACAAAGGAUUUAUUGUUGCAAAAUACAAUGUAUACUUGUGAAGUUGAUUACUAUUGUUUCAAGGCUGUUAAGUUUGUUUUUAAACCAAUCAAAAUACGUUUUGAGAACACAUUGACUGGGCACUGUCUGGCCAAAAUACAAGUUUAUCCCAUGGCAAGUCAUAUAUCUCAAUGCAUUUUUCCAGGGCUUGACAUAUGUCAGGUCUAGUUGUAGUACCCAUUAGUGAUCUUAAAUCUAGGGAUUCUGCCAGAUGUAAACUGAAGUCUUCACUUGAGUCUACAUAUCUGAUAAACACAGUACAUUGUGAGGAAUCUGACACCUGUUCUCCCGUCAAGCAAAUAAAAAUGCUUGAAAGUCCUUAGCCCUUUCAAUUAGUUGUUUCUCCACAUUAACUGCUAAAUCUGUAAUGCUGUUGGCAGUUGUAUUGGGUGACAAGCUUAUCCCUUAAAACAUUUUAUCUUUACCAGGACUUAAAAUGUAUUUGCCUUUUAAAGACAUUCUUUUAAAAACAAACCCUCUGCACCCUCUGCAAAGGGCAUUGAUGACUUUUCAAUUAUUUCACUUAUAGCAAAACUUGCUCUUUCUGAGUCUUCGCUGCCCUUACUAACAUUGGUAAAUAAGUUUUCUUGUUUGCAUAAUAGUGAUUCAAUAGUGAUUAUACUCCUUCAGAACAGUUAUUGUUGUUGAAAAACGAAACAUUGAAUUUUAUCACUGAACUCGUCUACGAGUUUUUUCUUCUCAAAAAAGAAAACAUAUAAAAGGCUUUAAUUUUUAUAUAAAAAUGCAUAAAUGCAACUUUAUAAUUCAUCAACUGGAUCACUUUACUAAAAAGCGGAACCAGAAGUCUGCAUUGAGCACGACAAUUAAUAAAAAGAUUACGAAAUAAUAAGUAAGUCAGAAUAUCUUAUGUUUAAAAUGGCACUUACAUUUAAAAUAAAAUGAGUAAAACAGAGUAGGGCUAAACCUGAAAAAAUAAACACAACAAAACAGCUAACGUGUUGUAUGCUCCAAUCGAUUGUGAUCUUGACAAGUGGAAUGAAAUUAGUGAUACUGCAGCGUGCAUGUCUAGGUAUUAUGUCAGCUAUUGUUCCUCUGUACUGGGGAUAGUCUUAAUCUUUAAGGCAGUGAGGCAGUACUUAAUGAAUUGCAUUUGAGCUGAUAUUUUUCUCAGGUCCUUUUACAUGCAAAGGAAAAGGGAAAUUAAAGUGCUUUAGAAUUUCAUUAAUUCAUUUUUUACCAUCUGUUGUGAACCACCCCAAUAUAUAAUAUAUAUAUGAUUUAUUUUGGAUUUGUUAAGUUUUAGAAAUUGAUUUCAAAGCAAAUGUUUCUUUGUUGAUGUUUGAAAUUUAAAAAAAAAAAUUCUAACUGGACAUGAAAUUGCAAAGCACAAUAUUUAAAGUUUAGAAGAAAGACUCACUUUCUUUAUAUCAAUUCUAACAGAAAUGGUGUAAAUGUUGAAGGAGCUACCCACAAACAGGUUGUGGAUUACAUUCGUUCUGGUGGAGAUUCCCUCACACUCACAGGUGAGGUUUGCUCAGCUCUUACUUUUGAACAUUUGUCUAAUGUCUUUACUUAUUACAUUUAUUUAAACAAUGACUCCAAGCUAGUGCUAAACAUAUUGUAGGGUAGUUUGACCCUUCUAAAAGCAUUAUCUUUUGUCAUGAGCUUAAUCAAUAUUGAUCUGAAAAUCCUCUCUCUGGCUCUCCUCUGCUACAUUUAGUUUGUUUAGUCUUCAGAUUUUAUGUCGACUACUUGUCUAUGACAUCAGCAGAUGUAUAGCAACAUAUGUAGAACAAGUCUUCCUCAGAUAUUUUUUUUUAUAUUCAUUAUACGAUACAAAGAUACAAUGACAGAUCAAUAUUGAAUCUUAUUUAUCCUGUCUUUUUUUUCCUACACAUGUAACAUAUUUAUUCAAUAAUUUUUUUAAAUCUACUUCUUUGUCACCAGUUAUUGAUUAGUGGCAAACCAUACUAUCUCUUUCUGUUUAUCUUCCCUAUUCAGAUAUGAAAAUUAUUAUUCUUUUACGUUUUACAAGCUCAUGGCAUGAGAGCUUGCAAGAUUAUAUAAGUUUUUAAAAUAUGGAAAAUUAAACGAAUAAAUAGAUCCUUCCAGCUAAGAAAUAAUAAUUUUAUUUUGUGUCCCCUCGUAUAAAAAUGUUUGCUAGCUUUUCUCACUCCUUGAAAACCCCUAUUUUUAAUUAAAAAAUUGGACCUUUCUAAUGCAGAGUUGAUUCAAUAACAUUUCUGGUCAAUAACAACAUAUUAUAAAUAUCCCUCUUUCAAAACAAGUGUCUGUUAAAUAAUGUUUAAUAUGAUUAAAAUAGAAAAUAAGAUAUUACUGAAAAGUGAAUACAAAAAUGUUUGCAGCUGAAUUCCCUUAUUACCAAAGAAGCUUGCAUUACAUCAAUUUGAGAAAAAAUUCCAAUGAAUUCCUGUAGUAUAUUUUGGCUAUAUCCUUAAUCUUGUGCUCUGAUUUUUUUUGGCAAGGUUUGUAAAUGUUUAUACUUUGUCAAAAUUUUUGAUGUUUCAAUUAUUUAAUCAAGAUAGGAGUUUAAAGGAGUAAUGGAAACAACUGAAAGUUGUUGAUCAACAUGACUAAAUAGUCACCUGUGUUCUUAAUUUUUUUCCUCACUUAGUCAUCUCAGUGCCUGAGCAGGUGGCUGAGAAACUUGAACCAAGUGAUGAUUCCUCGGGUCCCUCAUAUAUCGAUUAUUCAGAACGACGGUCGCUGCCCAUAUCAAUACCUGACUGCAAUUAUUUGGACCAUUAUGGUGAUAAGCAUGUAGUAAGUUUUAAAUGCCUCGUUUUGUUUAUUUUGACAUGGAUGUUGUGAAAAAGAAUAAUCACCCUAAAAAGGUGAUAACUUUAUUUUUUGUGGUGAAGUCAGUUUUAAUAGCGUAAUGAAUUAUUUGGUGCCGACGAAUUAAAGCUAAAACAUUUUAGCUGCUUUUCCCCUUAUCAAUGGACAAUGGUGUGAUUUGCCAGAAGGAUGAGUCUGUGUUAAUAGGAGUCACAAUUUUAUUUUUUAUUAAUGCCUCAGUAUUUGUGUAUAGUAAGUAACAACUGCGGAAUACAUUAAAAUAUAUUUACCUAUUUUUAAUUCAAUGAUAUACAUACUAAUGGCAUGUCCUCUAAAGUUUUAAUAUAGAUUCCAACAUAUUGUAGAUUAAGCAAUGUUAAUAAAAAAGAAGCAUGAGCAUUUAAGAUUUUGAAAACUACUUCUUUACUUUUAGGUUUUUAAUGUUUACAUGGCUGGCAGGCAUUUGUGUUCCCGGCGUUACAGAGAAUUCGACACUUUACACAACAACUUAAAAAGAGAGUUCCCAGACUUUAACUUCCCCAGAUUGCCAGGGAAAAAAUUAUUCACCUUAUCAGAACAACAGCUAGACCAGAGAAGGCGAGGCUUGGAACAAUAUCUUGAGAAAGGUGUAGUGGCCGCAUUUUAAAAUUAUUCAUUAUGUUAGUAGAAGACAUUGAAAAUGUUUUAAAAAUGGUGAUGCAAAUUGUUUUAAAAAUGGUGAAUUAUGUAUUCAUUGUUAAAAACACACUUGUUCUUGAUGAGUUACCCAUAUAAAUGCUCCUCAUAAAAAUAAUUAAAAACUAGCAAUUUGAAGGGAAAAGCAAGUAAAUUCCAGAAUUAUGACACUUUGUAUUUUUGUAGAGUUAUCCAAUUUAGGAUUUUUAAAAGGGAAUAAUGUCCCCCCGUCCUUGUCUUGUUGAGCUGAAUUAGAAUCUAAUGUCUUAUUUACACUGGAGACACUUUUUUACUUGUUAUCUUUGCUGAGCAGCAUCAGCAAGUGACUGUUUUAUAGACUCCCUUCGGGGGCCACUCAAUAGUUUACUUAUUAUAUUAUUUUUUCUCUCUCAUCCUUUCAGUGUGUGCUGUAAGAGUGAUUGGAGAGAGUGAAACAAUGCAGGAAUUUUUAGCUGCUGGAGAUUUAGAUGAGGUAUGGGUAGGUUGCCUUCUUAUACUGAAAAAGUAUAUUUAGAAAGGAGUUUAAGAAAAAAAAGUCAUCAUUGAUGUAGCUGUAACAUUUAAAUAGCAUGUGAUAUUAAAGAUAUUUUAUGAAUAUGCUUAAAGUAUAACUAUGUCUUUUAUAACCUUACCAGGAGGAGGGUACCAGUGAGGUGGAAUUAAAAGUUAUGUUACCAGAUAAAAGUUUGUGCAUUGUAACUAUAUGCAGGUCAGAUAACACAGACACAGUAUACAAGGUAGUUUUUAAUUUUUGAAAUCUUAAGCCUUAAAAAUAACAUUUCAAAAUAAGUGUUAGUUGUUUGUUUUUUUUACACAAUGGGUUAUCAAAUAAAAUUAAUGCAAUAUUUCAGUCAAGAUGUACUAAAUGUGUAAAUCUUUUAAUAAAUCUUUUAAAUUUUUAAGGCUGUUGUAGCAAAACUUCACUUUGAAGAAGCUUCAGAUUACUUUUAUUUGUUUGAAACUGUGGAGUAUGGCUUUGGUAAGUGUGUUAACACAGUGCAUUUAAAAGUAAUUUUGUAAAAUAUGCCUUGUUAUAAUUCUCUAUUAUUUAAACUUUGAAAAAAAAAUGUUAUUGAUUGCAAGUGAUUGCAAGUUAUAAUCAGAUUUAAUCCAAUAAUUACCUUUGCGCUUCAUUAGAUUAGACACUAAUUGUUUUGUUCAAAUAUUUGAAAACAUUUGUUACUGAUUGUAAUGUUUGAGAUCAAGAUACAUUCAUAACAAGCACUGUCAAACGUUUUCUAUGUUCUUAACAAGCUUGGUCCAUUGUUUCCUACAUUCUUAACAAGGACUGUCAAUAUAUUUUUUUACAUUCUUAACACCACUGUCAAUAUUAUUUUUAAAUUCAUAACAAGUACUGUCAGUUUGUUUUCUACAUUGUUAACAAGCAUUUUGUUUUUUGUUUUCAGAGCGUAAGCUACUGCCACAGGAACUUCCUCACAACAUUUAUAUCCAGAACUACAGUACAGCAACAGCUACAUGUAUCUUGCUCAAAAAAUGGCUUUUCACUAUAUCCAGGGAAAUGACACUCACAACUAAUGCCUCUGCUUUGAAAUUUCUGUUUUGGCAGGUAAUUCAAAAGCCUAGCCCUUCUUCAAUGUAGGUGAAGGGUUAUAUUUAAACUGGAUUAGGCAUAAUUUGCUAUUGGAAAACCUUAAAAAAGUAUUGGUUUUCCUGAUUUUCCACAGAUUUAUAAUUUAUUUUGGUAUUUUGCUGUUUGACCUUUGUUUACAAUAAAUGUUUCUUAAUUAGUCAAAUAAUUUUUUAAUUUAUAUAAUUUUAUAUUUAGAAUUAGAAAAUACCUUCUAUAGUUUUAAUGAUAUGCAGUUAUCCUCUAUUGCCUAAUACUCAUUAUUACACAGAUUUGAUACAUUGUCAUAUGCCAUACAUAGCACUCAUGUUUAUAUGAUACAGAGGAUCUCUGCAUAACAACCUAAUACAUUCUGGAACAGCAUUCAUUGCCCUGGGAGUUUAUUAUGUUGAUCAUGAUUUCCCAUUAUAAAAAUUUUAAUUUGUUAUUGACGUAAAAAAGAAAGAAACAAAAAUGGUUGAAACAGUUUUAAAAAUGUUUUUAAAAAAAAUGCAAGAAACACUGAUAAAUAAUUGCCCUGUUGGGGAGUCAAAUGAGGGACAAGGACUAGGAUGAUGAGAGUUUUGCACAUUUUUAUUUACACUUUGUACUUUUUAUGUUAUCUUGACUUCUUUAGCCAGAGGAGUCAUCAGACCACUUGACAAUCCAAAAGAAAUAAAAACCUAACCACAACGUAAAAUAGUUCGCUCACUUAUCUAAACAACUGUGAACAAAAUUUAACACACACAACAUAAACAUACCAACAAGUAUGCAAACACACAACCACACACAAAAAACCAGACAAAAAACACAUAAGAAUGCCACUGUCUCCUGUUCCCCAUUCAGAAUUGCUCGGGGUGAUGCCAUUUGUAUGCUCGCGUGUUUAUAUUUGUCUAUUUUUUCCACACGGGAGAAUGCUGAUAUGGUUUAUAAUGCGAGUUGAAUUUUACUAUGCGAGUCAUUUUUGGGCGAACUCCCAUGUUCAUUAUGCGGGGACACACUGUGUUUUUGAAACAUAACUAAUUUAUAAACUUAAAAUGUUUCUGUACUAUUUUGCUUUAUUAUGUUCCAGGCAGUUGAUGAUGUUAAUAAAGGCUUUGUCAAGACAGGGGACAAACUGUACGAUCUUAAGGCUCUCAGAGAGACAGAGAAUGCUUUAGAGGUGAGACCUCCUGUAACAUUGCUCUAGAAAUAGAAAAAUAAAUAGUUAAGUUUAUAAUAUUACAAUUGUCCAUUUAUUUGUAAGACAAUUAUUGAUUGCUGCUGAAUACAGGACAUUUUAAAAUUCUUCCAUAAGACAGUUAUUAUCAUUCAUAGAAUGAAGUGGGAAGUUAUUAAACAUUGUUUUCCCCCAGAUUUUCACUCACAAUGACACUAAAAAUCAGCCGUACAACUUACAAACACCCUCCCCCUCUCUCUACAUUUUUUUUCAUGAAAUUUUUCAAGUAUUGGAGGAUAGGGAAUUUAAAAAUACUAUUUUUAAAAUAAUGGUCAUUAGCUUUGCUUUGACAAUGAAAAUUUUAACCUCCAAUAAAAUUUCAAAAUUCAUAUUGUUUAUGUAACAUCAGAUUGUCCGAAUAGAUCUGUAAAAUGUCUCGGGUCUGUCAUUUGAGGAAUAAAAACCAGAAAAGACAAUAUUUAAAGGGCUACUUAAAUAUGAAAUUGUUUACUUUGAAGUAUUUGAAGACAGUGCGGCAUCUUGAAGGCUACUCAGAGGUGGUAUUUCCCCACUGUGCAUGCGACUCCAGGCGGGAUGGACAUGUUGCUGCUAUUAUUGGGCUUGAGGCCUUCAAACUUCAGGCUUGUAAAGAUGAUGGAACCCCUGAGGUGAUUUCUUUAAAAAAAUCUUAGGUGCUCUGUUACAUUUAAUUUAGCUGCUACCACCAAUACUUUUACAAUCGCUAACUGUCCUUUGCCCAGUGUUAGAGCUUAAUAUUGGGGGAAAAAAUAUUGAUUUUGUUUGCUUUGCUCAAUAUUGGGAAAAGCUGCAAUAUGUUACAAUUUGAUGUUGCUGAACCCAAAUAAAUAUAAAUUUAAAAAGUGGAUUAAAAAAAUUAAAAAUUUCAUGUUUGUGAUUUAAAAAAAUUAACAUAGGAUUCUUAGUCCAGUUCUUCAAUAUUUUAAAAUCACACAAUGGCUAAUAUUAGAAAAGCCAGGUCGAAAACUAAACUUAUAAAAACAUAUAAGUGCAACAAAACUUUUGUAGGUAGUUUCUUUUUCAUUAACUUCAUGGUGUUUGAUUUACCUAGAAUUGUUUUUUGUCUGUUUUUUUUCAAGUAAAUAUUUUUAUAUUUUCAACACUUCCUUUUGGUUCAUAUUUUAAGUUUUCCAAACAUUAUUAUUUCAGUCUCAGGUGAUUGAAUUCAAUUGGAAAGAUGUCAAAUCUUAUGAGGUGGAUGAGGAGGGAAUGUCUUUCAACUUUGAAUAUAACAGACAAGGAAAGAAACCCAGACUAGUCAAGAUUUUCACUCCUUAUGUAAGAUUUAUUGAUUUUUGUAUUUGACAAGCUUGGCAUUUCUUUUGUUUUUCUCCCUUUAAAUUCUAAGUAUGUUUCACAAAUACAAAUAAAAAUGAUAAUCACUGCAAAGAUAAUGAGCUAUCAGUUAGGAUUUACCGAAGCAGCCAACAACUUUGUGAAGAAAUUUGUUAAAUGUGAAGACCUCUCAAGAAAUCUUUUAAUUUUUGUUUUCUUUUGCUAUUUGAAUUGUUUUUUGUUGCAGUGUGCAUUGUUGUAGGUUUGGCAUCCAGCUGUUGGUGAGGCUUUGAUAGAUGUUAAUCCCUGCAAUCCACCGAGGCUCUAAGUUGUCAGCUAAUGAUGUUGUUUCAUAUUUCAGUUUUACUACAUGAAUGACUGCUUUGAUAGAAUAUAUGAUGAGCUGCAAUGGGACACGUAAUCUUUUACUUUAGAUUUGGUUGGCAACCUUUUCCCCAUCAUCACAAUCUUCACCUCUGCAACAACCACUGCCGACUCAAAGAGUAUGAAACUGGAAUCUGGUGGUGAUUUUAAACUAUGUAUACCUUAGUUGUUUUAAACAACCUUAGAAAUAUGCACUUUAUGUUCUCCUUAUUUAAUUGCUUUAUCUUGAACUUAAAGUUUAAAAAAAGAAAAUCACCCACAUUGUUAUUUUAAGGCUUUGUUUGUUAUGUUACAGAUGACAAAUGUAAAAUGUUAUUGUAGAAAACUUAUGAUUGACUAUGUUCAUAUAAAAUUACUUGUCUGAAAACUGUUGUUUCUUUUU
Messenger RNA from Lymnaea stagnalis (great pond snail), 10669 nucleotides. NCBI's taxonomy places the organism in Eukaryota, Metazoa, Mollusca, Gastropoda, Lymnaeidae. The record is from the annotation of a GenBank genome assembly.